Cherax quadricarinatus is the source of this 2173-nucleotide messenger RNA. Its product is annotated as dihydrolipoyl dehydrogenase, mitochondrial. NCBI's taxonomy places the organism in Eukaryota, Metazoa, Arthropoda, Malacostraca, Decapoda, Parastacidae. Gene Ontology annotation, molecular function: flavin adenine dinucleotide binding; dihydrolipoyl dehydrogenase (NADH) activity. The record is from RefSeq and is a predicted model, not a curated record. Gene Ontology annotation, cellular component: oxoglutarate dehydrogenase complex; mitochondrion.
UGCACCAGAUAUAUAUCGUACGAGGUUAAAUAUAUUUUAGAAGAUUUUAGUGUAGGAAUUAACACCGCGCCCAGCUGAGCUGACGACGUCCAGCCAGACAGAAAGAUGCAGGCUUCAAUAUUGAGCAGAAUUUCCACUGUAGCGAAGGCUCGUCUUGCCCAGAGCCCAGCAGCCACAAGUGGGUUAGCUUCUGUUAGCCAACAUCGUCAUGCAUCUCAUGAGGCCGAUUUGGUGGUGAUUGGCUCUGGUCCUGGAGGCUAUGUGGCAGCAAUUAAGGCUGCACAGCUUGGCAUGAAAACAGUUUGUGUGGAGAAGAAUUCUACGUAUGGUGGAACGUGCCUCAACGUUGGCUGUAUUCCUUCAAAGGCCCUUCUCAAUAACUCCCAUUACUAUCACAUGGCAAAAAGCAAAGAUUUUCUUGAACGUGGAAUUGAGGUUGAUAAUGUAAAACUAAACUUGGAGAAACUUAUGGGAGCUAAGGAUAAAGCUGUGACAGCUCUCACUGGAGGCAUUGUUCACCUCUUCAAGAAUAAUAAGGUCCUUGGUCUCAGGGGUCAUGGUAAGAUCACUAGCCCUAAUGAAGUGACAGUUUUGCAAGAAGAUGGUACAAAUGAUAUUGUAAAAGCCAAGAACAUUCUCAUUGCCACUGGAUCAGAAGUUACUCCAUUUCCUGGUAUUGAAAUUGAUGAAGACGUUAUAGUGUCGUCAACUGGUGCACUAAAGCUGAAAAAGGUUCCUGAAAAAAUGAUUGUGAUUGGUGCUGGAGUCAUUGGUUUGGAGCUAGGAUCUGUAUGGUCUAGACUGGGUGCACAAGUGAUUGCAGUGGAGUUUUUGAACUCAAUUGGUGGUGUAGGAAUUGAUGAAGAAAUCUCAAAGAAUUUCCAGAGAAUCCUUACAAAGCAAGGCAUAAAGUUCAAACUGAGUACAAAAGUUGUCAGUGCCUCUAAGGAAGGUGAAAAGAUCACCGUGUCUGUGGAGUCUGUAAAAGAUGGAAAGAAAGAAGAUUUGGAUUGUGAUACACUACUGGUUUGUGUUGGUCGCCGUCCCUACACUAACAAUCUUGGUUUGGAAGAACUUGGGAUAGAGAAGGAUGCAAAGGGAAGAAUUCCAGUUAAUUCACGUUUUCAGACUGUGAUUCCUAACAUCCAUGCCAUUGGCGAUUGUAUCCAUGGACCUAUGCUGGCCCACAAGGCAGAAGAUGAGGGUAUAGUUUGUGUGGAGGGUAUUGCAGGUGGCCCAGUUCAUAUUGAUUACAAUUGUGUCCCUUCUGUUGUUUAUACUCAUCCAGAAGUGGCAUGGGUUGGAAAAACUGAAGAAGAUCUGAAAGCUGAGGGCGUGGAAUAUGCUGUUGGAAAAUUCCCCUUUGCAGCAAACUCACGUGCCAAGUGCAACAACGACACAGAUGGCCUUGUGAAGAUUCUGGGUGAUAAAGACACAGACCGCUUGCUUGGUGCACACAUCAUUGGACCAGGUGCAGGGGAAAUUAUCAAUGAAGCUGCCCUUGCCAUGGAAUAUGGAGCGAGCUGUGAAGAUGUUGCUAGAGUUUGUCACGCCCAUCCAACAUGUUCGGAAGCAUUCAGGGAAGCCAACUUAGCAGCGUAUUUUGGCAAACCUAUUAAUUUUUAAAAAGUAUUUGUUGAUUUAAGAUAGUUGCAUGAAGUUAAAUAAAAAAGUUAACUUUUUGUCAGCCAUAUUAUCAAUGAGAGUUGUAUGGGACAUUUUUCACCAUUGGAGUUAUUCAGAACAUGAUCAUCAUCAUUUUUUUUUUUUUUGUCAUGAACUCUUGUGUUAUCUGUUUUGCCCUAAGACCUCUUAAGCUUUAUACUGUACCUGUUUAAUAUUUAUACUGUAAUUGUUUUAAUUUACAUUCACUGUUUUGGCAUAUGUGCAUUUUAUCAGUCAAAUAUAUGAAUUCUGAUGUUGCUGGAUAUAAUUAGGUUUAAUAUAUAAAUUGAUUGAAUUGUAAAGUUCAGUAUUUUAUUCUGUAUACUUGGUCAUGCUAAAUUUCAAGAGGAAAUUCAGUUAAAACACUAGCUAUUUUCACUAUCUGGGGUCACAUUUGUAUAUAGCUGUUCAUAUCUGUAUUGCUUGUCAUAUCUUUUUGAAAAAGAUGCAAGUUGUAAAUUAUCUCACGAAGAGGUUUUAAUAUUUAAGUAAAUAUACAUUAUUUGAA